This is a messenger RNA of Sphaeroforma arctica JP610, 389 nucleotides long. RefSeq lists its product as hypothetical. The transcript has a single exon. NCBI's taxonomy places the organism in Eukaryota, Ichthyosporea, Ichthyophonida. The record is from RefSeq and is a predicted model, not a curated record. The annotation marks the transcript as partial.
GCUGUCAACGCGCGUAUAGAUUGCUCAGAUCUUUUCCAUGGAGUGAGUAGGGAUUAGACAUUACUAGAGACACACCUUUCACUGGAGCCACUGCUUAUAACAUACAACCAUGAACUACAUUCCUACACAUGUGCGAUCCCGCAGUCAGCAUUUGCGGGAGAAGUCCUUGUUGGAUAUCGCAGACUCGCUGCCGUGUGUGUGCGCGCGUGAUGAGUUUGGCGUGCGUGUGUACAAUGGUUUUGACAGUGCACAGACAGUCGAUACUCACGAUGAGUGGGGAAUACAGAAGCGUAAGGGAUGCUCGCUAGGGAAGUAUAUUGAUACGGAGUUGAAGCUCUUGAAAGCGUCACUACUGAGUUCCUGGAAAAACACGGGAGAUAUGGUUCAAA